GAAUUUUUCGAUUCGGAGCAUUGUUGUUGUAAAAGAACACCAGUAAAAGAUUGGUUAAACUCAGGCGCUGAUUACUCCAAGGCCAAGAUUGAAGUCCGUCAGUCUCAAAUGAGAGAAGUCGCCUAAGGAAAUUACAUAUAUUUUGUGGCAGCCGUGGAAUUUUUCGAGGACUGUUUAGGUCGUGAUGUGUGUUAGACCAGUACUCGGAAGAAAGCCUGUGUAAAGAAUGUGUAUAGUAGGUCUGGUAGUCCGCCCAGCUCUACGACUCUUUAAUUACUGCGUAGACAAAAGAAGAUAUGGCUUCUGAUCCAGUUAGAGAACGUUUGAAACAGCUCGACCAGCUUUUUACCUACGGUAGUAGUGAAAAUGGCUCCUACAGUCUUGAAACUUUGCUUGAUGUAUUGCUAUUGCUGUACGAUGAGUGUUGCAACUCUACCCUCCGUCGAGAUAAAAAUAUAUCCGAAUUCAUUGAAUAUGUCAAGCCCGUGGCUACAAAAACCAAGCAACUGCGACUGCACCGAGAAGACUUUGAGCCCCUUAGUUUGAUAGGGAAAGGGGCAUUUGGCGAGGUAACUGUGGUAAGACUCAAAUCUACUGACAGAAUUUACGCUAUGAAAACCCUUAACAAAUGGGAAAUGCUCAAGAGAGCCGAGACGGCAUGCUUCAGAGAAGAAAGAGACGUCUUGGUAUAUGGUGAUAGACGAUGGAUAACUACUUUACAUUAUUCUUUCCAAGAUGAUGAUUAUCUGUACUUUGUGAUGGACUACUAUAGUGGAGGUGACCUACUCACCUUACUCAGUAAAUAUGAAGACCACCUUCCAGAGGAGUUAUCUAAGUUCUAUGUUGCUGAAGUAGUACUUGCAGUAUCUGCUAUACAUAAAAUGGAAUAUGUCCAUAGAGAUGUCAAGCCUGACAAUGUACUUCUAGAUAUUAGUGGACACAUCAGAUUAGCAGACUUUGGCUCAUGUCAAAAGCUUGCAAAAGAUGGGACUGUUUGUUCAUCAGUAGCUGUUGGUACACCAGAUUACAUAUCUCCUGAAAUCCUUCAGGCCAUGGAGGAUGGAAAGGGCAAGUAUGGUGUAGAGUGUGACUGGUGGUCACUUGGUGUCUGCAUGUAUGAAAUGCUCUUUGGAGAAACACCUUUCUAUGCAGAAUCUCUAUUGGAGACAUACAGCAAGAUCAUGGCACACACAGGAAAGUUCAACUAUCCCUCUGAUAUUGAAGUGUCUAAUAAUGCUAAGGACUUAAUGCAAAGGUUAUGUUGCAAAGCAUCCCAGAGAUUUGGCCAAAAUGGUCUAGAGGAUUUCAAAAAUCACUCCUUCUUUGAAGGCAUUGAUUGGGACAAUAUUCAUUAUAUGACUCCGCCAUACAUCCCAGAAGUCAACAGUCCAGAUGAUACAUCAAAUUUUGAUGUUGACAUUGAAGAAUCCAGAGCAAAUGAGGCCAACAGACCUUCAUCCAUGUCUCCAUUUACUGGUCAUCAUCUCCCUUUCAUUGGUUUCACUUACACUGAAGGAAGCACUAUGUCUGAUAGAGCAAAAGAUCUAAUAAACAAGAAUAAUAAAGAAAAGGGUGGUGGUGAUGUUACUCUACGCCCAGUACCUGGCAAUGCACCAAGUUCCCUCUCAGUUGAAGCAUAUGAAAGAAGAAUCCAAAGAAUGGAAAGAGAGAAAAGUGAUCUUGCUAGAAAACUUCAAGAAUCUACCAAGCUUGUCCAUGAGCAGUCUGCUGUAAUAAGUAAUGAAUCAGGAAAAGACCAAGUUGAUGCAUUAGAAGUGAGAAGACUGAAGGAAGAAACUGCUGCUCUCAAAAAGAAGAUCUUAGAUGAUGAGGCCCAAACCAUGGAGCUUGAAAAGGAAUUGAAUGAAGCCAUAAACACAAGAAAAGAUCUGGAAUCCAAACAGGAAGACAUAAACUCCAAGGUCAGAUCACUGGAGAGAGAGAAUAGAGGAAUCAAGAUAGAGAAAGAAGAUCUGGAAAGAGUAUUGCAAGAAGCUAAUGAAAAAAUCGCCUCACAGCAAAAAGAACUUAAAGAAGCCCAGAAUCAAAGAAAACUGGCCAUGGCUGAGUUCAGUGAGUUGAACGAUAAACUAGCAGACAUGAGGUCUCAGAAGACCAAACUAUCAAGAACUGUCAGAGAAAAAGAAGAAGAGUUGGAGAGUUCUCUUCAGAAGCUUGACAGCCUGCGUCUGGAAGUGAGGAAUGCUGAUCGCAAGAGAAGAGAGCUAAAUACCCAAGUGGAAGAGCUGACUUCUGAUGCAAACAGAGAAAAGAAACUAAGACUAAGAAGUGAUCAGUAUUCCAAACAGCUUGAAGAAGAGAUUGAAUAUCUUAAGGCCAAGCAAAGGAGCCUCGGACGACCUUUCCCAUCUGACACAACAGCUGAAGAACAACAACAAGAGAUUUCCAAACUCAAAGCUGAUAUUGAUCGGCUAAAGCUGGAAAGUGAAGAGACCAUUCAACAGAUCAAAUUUAAACAUUCAUCUGAAGUCAAGGAGUUAAAUGAAAAACUAAUGGAUUCUGAAACAAGCCGACAGGCUCUUCAGAAUGAGGUUGCUUCUUUGAGUUCUAAAAUCAAUGAAACCAGACUGGACAGUCAAAGAGAGCAGCACGAAAUGACUUUAGAGAUGAACAGAAAGAAUGAACGGGAAAGAAAACUUUUGAAAGAAGAAAACAAGAAACUUCAAGCUGAAGUGGACAAGUUGUCACAAGCCCUAGAGAAAGGCUCUGCCUCACAGCGUCGACUUGAAGAGGAGCUGAGGGAAAGCAGUGAAAAGAAAGAUGCUGUAGCACACUGGGAGGCUCAGAUUGCUGAGAUAAUCCAGUGGGUGAGUGAUGAGAAGGAAGCCAGAGGUUACCUUCAGGCUUUGGCUAGCAAAAUGACUGAGGAGUUAGAGGGACUCAAAGCAUCUGGGUAUUCUAGCCUUCCAAGAGGAGAGAAAAACCAGUGGCAAUUGAGAAGAUCACAGAAAGUAGACAAGCAAGAGAUUCUUACUCUACAGUCCAACCUGCAGGCUGAGAUCCAGGCAAAGCAACAACUGUCAGAGGAACUAAACAAGAGUAAAGCUAUCCUGAUCACUACUGAAAAGAAACUAGCUGAAUCUGAAGCAAAUUAUAACCUCUUGAAAGAGGAAAUACAAAAACUGAAAAAAGAGAAUGAACAGCUGAGACAAGCUGAACCACACAAGGCAGGAGAUCUUCCAUUCUUGUCUUACUUGAAAGAACAACCUUCUCCUUCAAGACUUGAGAAUGUUUCAGAGGAAAGCGAAAAUGAUGCAUUUGCCCAUCAGCGGCAAGGUUCUCAACGAUCUGUUUCUAGUUAUGCUUCUGAUAAUUAUUCUAUGAGAACCACUUCCGUGUCAUCAGUAUCAUCACUUGCUUCUCAACCACGUUCUCACAAGUUUUCAGUGCGAACGUUUACAACGCCAACUAAGUGUAAUCAGUGUACAUCUCUAAUGAUAGGUGUGGUUAGACAAGGAUCGGUCUGUGAAGUCUGUGGAUUCUCAUGCCACUUAACGUGCACGGAGCAGGUUCCUCCUGUCUGUCCUUGUCCUCCAAGUCAAGCUAAUCGCAGACCAUUUGGUAUUGAUCCAGAAAAGGGCAUCGGCACGGCGUACGAAGGUUUUGUUAGGAUUCCCAAGCCUGGUGGAAUCAAGAAAGGCUGGAUGCGACAGUUUGCAGUAGUGUGUGAUUUCAAAAUUUUCCUGUUCGACGUGACGGGCGAUAAACCACCACAUAUUUCUCAGUCCGCUACACAAGUCAUAGAUAUGAGGGAUGAAGAGUUCUCAGCUAGCGGUGUUCUACAAGCUGAUGUCAUACACGCCAACAGAAAAGAGAUCCCUUGUAUAUUCAGGGUGACCGCUUCACAGAUGACACCCCCUGGUGAACCAUUGACACAGCUGUUCCUCACUGAAAAAGAGAAAGAUCGAAUCAAAUGGGUUACUGCCCUGCAAGAACUCCACAAGAUCCUUAAAAAGAACUUUGAUACCUCAAGGACGCAAAUAUUUCAAGCCAAAGAAGUUUGCGAUCCCGGCCUUAUUCAUCUUAAGCAAACCUUGAGUGCAACGAUCAUCGAUACUGAUCGCGUGGUUCUAGGUACUGAAGAUGGAUUGUUCUCCCUUGAGCUAAUGAAAGGAAGUAUUAGUCGCAUUGGUGACAACAAGAAAGCCUACCAAGUCGAAAUGUUACCAGCAGAUCAGUUAAUCGUAUUGAUAUCUGGUAAAAACCGUCACAUCAGACUGUAUCCAUCGUCUACACUUGACGGGCAUGAUACAGAACCAGUAAAGAUCGCUGAAACCAAAGGUUGCUCGAUGUUUGCUACAGGAGGAAUUCAUUCUCAUUCUUCCACCUGUCUGUGCGUAGCUAUCAAGAGACAUAUCGUUGUUUAUGAACUUAAUAGAACCAAAUUCAGGCAUCUUAAAAUCAAGGACAUCCAUCUGAACUUUAACUUACAAUGGAUGGGUGUGUCAUUUGGGAAACUAAUAGUGGGAUACGUGUCUGGCUUCACUAUAUACGCCUUGGAAGGGGAUGCACAGCCACAGAAACUUGUCAAUGCAGAUGACCCAACCUUGAAUUUCAUUACAAAUAACCCGGUAGAUGCGAUGCUAGCGGUGGAGAUCGAGCCUUCUAAGGAGUACCUACUAUGCUUCAAUCUAUUGGGUAUCUUUGUGGAUUCUAGUGGGUAUAGAUCAAGGCGAUACGAGCUGAUGUGGCCUUCACCACCUAACUCAGUCGCGUACUCCCAUCCGUACGUGAUUUCGUUCAGUGAGAGGGCUAUUGAUAUAUUUGAUUCUAAUAGUGCAGAAUGGCUACAGACGAUCCCCUUGAGGAAGUGCCAUUCUUUAAUAAACGAAGGGUCUCUCAGCUUAUGUACAGCAUCUGAACAACCUAACCUUGUAUACUUGAAGAAUAAGUUAGAUGAUGAAGAUGAGUUAAUUAUUCCUGAUCCAACCAAAGGAAAAAAGGCAUUAGCGGCGGUAUUGAGAUUGAAAAACAAACCACGGACGUCAAUUCGGUUUUCAUGGAAGCCAAAGGAAACAGGUUUACAAGAUCUGGAUUCAGACACCAGAUCGAAACUUAUCUCAGGGCCCUCUAAUUUCAACCAUAUCUCGCACAUGGGACCAGGUGAUGGCCUACAAAUCUUGCGAGAUCUACCUGUGGGCGUUCAACGAGACGACGACAGCGGAGCAGCUAUGCCACGCCAAGGUCCAGUAGGGCCUCGCUCCAAACGUGCUGUCACAGCUAACCCAGCUAUGAUGAAUCGUCCUCACUUACUAGGCGGUAGGGGACGUCAGCAGAGACCUUCCAGCCAAGCAGCGUCUAUGAUCAAUGGCCGGGCUGUUUCUGUCACUGGCGUAGAUAGCUCCUCAGACUCACCCCCGAGUGCGCGCCCACGGUCGUCUUCCAGUAGGUCAGCAGACGAUCUCAAUGAAGGCAAGAAAAAUAUCAACGGACCAAACAGACUAUCGGCCGAUCUGGACUCCUAUCAACAGCAAACACUUCGUGAUAGCGCACCCAAAAACGCCUAUGACGAACAGAGACAGCUGGAUUUGGCACUAGAGCUUAGUAAACGCCAGGUUGCCGCCAGGCUGCCUACUACGUCCUCUAGGGAUUCACUUAAUUUACCCGAGUCACCAAGACACUCUACUGGUUCUAGCUCAGGGCUAAGUGCUUCUCCAACCCCAAGCCAAGAAGAUAAUGUGGCGUCACCAGACUGAUUUUUGCUGGGUUAUACAACGUGACAUUGUGGAUUAGAAGAUGGUAUCCAGUGAGUUUAACACCGUUACCUCCGCCACUAUCUGGGUAGUGUCGUGACCAUUACGUAUAAAUGGAGUAUACAGUUUGGAAGUUUUACUACAUUAAUUUUCUUGGCAUUAAUCGAAGAAAAACAUUAAUUUUUAAGAUUAUUCUUCACGUUUCUCAACUUGCCAAAACUAAACCUACCCAUAGUGUUUUAGUUUUGCCUCUCGUCUUGAGAAAGAAUUUGUUUUCAAAUUGCAGAGGAAGCCUAAUGGCGAACGCUUCUCGCAUAGUACUCUGGGGAAUUUUUGACUGAAAUGGGUAAUUUGUCCUAAAAUUCAAGCAGGAGGAAGUUUUUAUCAAGCUUUCAAAAAUUGGGUAUUUUAUCUCCAUGGAGAUUGCCACGUGAUGUCACGAGGAGUAAAGUAACCCACAUUCUGUUAGCAUAUCGCGCCGGUGAAAUUAUUUUUUUAAUGCUGAAAAUCUCAAUAAAUUGAUAAUAAUUAAUAGCAAGCUUAGUUUUUAAAUUAAUGAUUAAUUAAUUUGUCCAAUUUGGGCGCAAGUGCUGCUUGGCAAGUGGACAACGUUUGAUAAGGGGAGGUUUUUGUUUUACAUAAGUAUUAACACAGAGCGUACUAAACCAAGACAUGGGUGACGUUGUAUAGCGCCGUCAGUUGGUGUACGGUUAAGUAGCUAUUGAUGGUUUUCAACCAUUCCCAAGAAAAUUAAAUAACAAAAGACACUGCGGCCAUGUUGAAGGAUAUAACAAAAGAAUUCAUUGACAAAUCUUUUGUUAAGUUCCUCCAACAUGGCCGCCAUAAAAACCAUCAAUUGCUGCAUGGUGCAUUUUCUAGUUGGGGUUUGUCGAAGUUGAAGGGAUAUUCUCAACAUGUAACCUUCAAAACCAGAAACUAAUACGCAAUUCUAAUACAUUACUUAUUUGUGCGCGGAAUGGAAGGGAGUUUGAGCGUGAGUUGGUGAGUCACCGUUGCACAUUGUGAACAUUUUUACGACCCUUUGUCACAAAUACAAGUCGAAUCAAGUUUAGUAAUAUGAAAAUUGCGCAGUGUAUGCGUACUAGAUACGAAUGGGUAAAGUCUUGGGCCUCCUCCCAUGGACAUAGCAUGAAAUAAUAAGUGUUUAUGAUAGAGUGAUUUUACCUGGCCCGUGAAACAAAGUUUUAUAGUUAGUGACUAACAACUAACAAACAUAGGAAAACACAGGAAAACAAUGGGAUUUGGGCCAUUACUAUGCAUUACGUCGAGUAAUCUUUCGCAGGCGAAGGAAAAUCACUCUAAUAAAGCCUGGUUUCCAUAUGAUCGCUCACGAUCGCCGGAUCGCUGAAAAUGAUGCCAGCGAUCGUGAACGAUUAUAUGGAAACCAGGCUUAAGAAUAUUGGUAAUACCAACUGCCGUUCACAAUGGAUAACAGCUCUGCUAAGAUAAAUAUAUAUAUGUCUCAGUUGUUAAAUAUCUUAUAAUUAUUUUAAAUUUUUGGUCGCGUUAUUCAAUGAAAACUAAUAGUCUUGUUUGUGUUUUUAUUAUUUGUCAUGUAGUGUUUUAGUAAGUGUAUUUUUUAGUUAAUAUAAAAGUAUUCAAUGAAUCAAGUUAUAGCUAAGGAAAGGGAGGUUAGGGUACUUAAAUUCCUUCCCUCUCACCCCUCCCCUCUUUCUUCAUACCUUGGAUAUUCUGUACUUGUAGUAAGACAAUUCAACAUUUUAAAUCAUUAAUGUAUAUUUCUUAUAUUACCCAUAAUAUUUCGUAUUUGACUGUAACUAUGGCGACGACCAAUAUCGUUUGUACAAAGAAGUAGUUAGGUAACGAUGGUCAGCGGCUGUUAUUCAAAAUACAAUUCAUUAAAUUCUAGAAGCUGUC
Actinia tenebrosa (Australian red waratah sea anemone) is the source of this 7613-nucleotide messenger RNA. RefSeq names its product serine/threonine-protein kinase MRCK beta. Gene Ontology annotation, molecular function: protein serine/threonine kinase activity; ATP binding. Gene Ontology annotation, cellular component: cytoskeleton; cytoplasm. Gene Ontology annotation, biological process: peptidyl-threonine phosphorylation; actomyosin structure organization. Lineage: Eukaryota; Metazoa; Cnidaria; Anthozoa; Actiniaria; Actiniidae. The record is from RefSeq and is a predicted model, not a curated record.